Molecule: messenger RNA, 3153 nt
Organism: Colletotrichum karsti
Lineage: Eukaryota; Fungi; Ascomycota; Sordariomycetes; Glomerellales; Glomerellaceae
Exons: 1
Coding region: 1-3153 (1050 amino acids)
Source: RefSeq, a predicted model, not a curated record
AUGGCCAGCUUAGGAAGCAGCUCAGGCUUCUCUAGCACGCCACAAUCAUUCCAUGCGCUUCUAAGUGGAAAAUCAGUCCCACGGAGCCUGACAAGGAUUCACAAAAAUCAGCAGAAGCUCUUGGACCGCUCCGAUUCCUGGUUCAUGGGCAUCAAAGGCAACAAUGAAGAUGCAAAUGUGCCCCCAGAGGUCAUUCAGAGCCUCAAGGACUUCCAUACAGCUCACACCCUUCCACCCCCUGCACAGAAGCCACAGCCGCCCGUUUCAAGCGCACCUUCUUUGACAGCACCAGCAAAGUCACAGACAGUCAAUACCUUCUCAGAUGGGGCUGAUGGAUCACCUGUCUCCUCUGCUCCAGGAACACCAGUCUCCUGGCCAUCGUCUCCAGAGAGACCUGGAAUUUCAGGAGUUGGAAAUUCAUCGCCCUGCCUCUCCAUCAAGUCUCAACUUGGAGUGGAAAGCCAGUUGCCUCCACCUUCACCAAUUGCAGGCCUCCCAAGCAGCCCGCCUCGAUACGAGUCGUCCCCCAUUGCACCUGCUCCGAAGCGCCCCAAUCCACCUGCCGGGCUUCUUCAGCCGAGCCCGAAAAGACCUCGCAUUGGCACCUUCCCCUCGAGCAGCGCCGGCCUGGACGAUGAACUAGAGACGUGCAUCCCUGAUGCCAUCGACCAAGCAACACCUUGGACCAACAAAGCUGCGGCACGUCUGCUGACUGCUUCUCAAGCUGUGACCAGCCCACCAUGCGGCCAAGGCAGCAUGAUUCCUUCGACUUACAACGACGCUAAGAGCCCCGCGAAGUCAUCGACUCCUAAGAAGAGGCGGAACAUGAAGGUCAUCUCCGCUGCUGACUGGUCGUCCUCCGCACCAACAGUUGCUGAUGAGCCUAUAAUUCCGCUUUCUCAGCCUCGGUCUCGUGAGAAAGUACUGCCAGCAUCCUCAGGCGCUUUCAUUGCAUCGACCUACGCCACCGAAAGCCGAACGCCUCAAGAGAAUCAAGUGGUUCAAGAUACCCCAGGCCAAGCCAGAACUCAUGAAGAGGAACGUCAAGGCACCUCAGGCGAAGCCAACAAUCAUGAAGAGGGACGCCAAGACAUAUCAGGCGGAGCCAGAAAUAUUGAAGAGGAGCGUCCAUCCAUCUCCAGCGGACUCGGAACUAUUCACGAGGAAAACCAGUCCGUUCCGGGCAGACUCAGAGCUCCUGAAGAGGAACGCCAAGUAACCCCGGUCAGGCCUGCAGGCCUUGAACAAAACCUCCUGCAGUACCAGGCCACGCUCUCAGCUAAUCCGCCCGAAGUUGACGUUGUGAUGGGCGAAACCUCAGGAAACCCCCCGCUGCCUGAACUCAUGGUGCCGGACGAAGAGGAACUCAGGGAAGAUCUCAGAAGCUGGCUGGAUGACGUUUGGGGAAUGAAGAAGCUUGAUUGGCUUCCUGUGGGCCUACAACAACAUCGUACACGCCUUUCACGAAGCAGUCUGGAGACAUUGAAGCGUAUUACUCUUCUGGCCGAAAAGAGGGCUAUCAAUCUCGGAAGCUUGUGGUCUCAGCCCGAUGGUCCUCUUCGUCAAGCUUCUCAGCAUAGCAACGGGAGGCUCUCAUUUCCUGAUGACCUCAGCCACGAGUCUAUCGAAUUUCUGGUCCAGACGGCACGACAGGCAGAACAGGAGAAAAAAGAGAAGAGGGAUGCGUCACUUGCCAAGGCUGCUGCGGCGGCGGCACGUCUCGAGCGUCGCGUCAAUUCUGCCGCGGCUGAGAAGUUGCCUACCAUGAAUGUCGAGGACAACGCAAACGCAAACGCUACACCGGCACCGCCAUCAGGCCCUUCAGAUGAGACAAUUGCGGAGCAGUUUACGCGAAGUCCCUACGAAGCUUUCUGUGCAGCUUACCCAUCCUACUCGGGAAGCCUCAUGGAUUUCGUCAGGGCAUGCCUGGUUGUCGAGUACAUUCAGCGCAAGCAAACGCUGCCGAAAUGGCUUUAUGACGACUUCAUCCGGGCUUUUGGGGAUGGCUACAUUCAGUAUAUGGACAGGAUGGACAAAGCCAUUCCCCCCGAGAAGCCCAUUACAGCCGUCAAAUGGUAUGUCGGAAAUGUUGAUAGGCCGGUAUUCCAAAGGAACGUCGUAACAGUCGAAAGUCUGAGUCGAGUGUUUGAGAUCUAUCCCGAUGAAUCAAAGUCCGCCAGUAGCACAAUUUCACCGGAAGUUUCACCAUCGCCGGCCACCGCCAAACUGCCGACUGCCUUGCCGACCAACUUGCCGGCGACUGAUAGGAACGACGCACAUAUAACCAGUCCUUCGCCUGGAGAUCGCACCAAGCCUGCUCAGAUUGCUGCGAGCGUACCUGUUCCGAGCUCACCACUUCAGACCCAAGGUGUCCCCGAGGCGCAGAGAACGGUACAGGACGAACAGCCGCGUGUUCAAGAACAGAAGACGACGUCUGAGCAUCCUAACCCAGCAGCCUCUUCUGAUGAGCUGAAGUUGAGCCCUGUCAACCGGGAAAAGGGCAAGCAGCGAAUGGUGGAUGAGAAUACCCCAGAAAAGCAUGUGUCGGCUACGCCAAAGAUGCAGCGUCAAGAAGCGGCUAUUGACGCCGAGGACGAUAACGUGGUAUUCCUUUCUAGUAACCGCCAGAAAGCGGCCACUCCUACGGAAGACGAUAAUGUCGUGUUCAUCUCCAGCAACCCGCGACUCCGUCCAGCGCCACCCAAGUUCGUCGGCCAGCAGGCUUCUAUCAAGCAUGAGCCCAUGCAAGGUCCCAAUCCUCCGUUCCCUACUCGAGCUACUCCGCCGCAGGUACCUGCCGCAUCUGAGCAGGUGCAGCGCGUCGCAAGCAUAGCAGAGACACGGUCCUCGGCACAGAAGCCCAUGCCAUCCGCUUCUCGUGCCAAUCUCUUGAGACCGACCCCGGAGAAACCACACGCGCGUCGGACGCUACCGUCUUCUUUCAACUUCGGCACCCCCUCCCGUCAGGCGUCCCACAGCCCAGCACGUAGCACGCUCUCCGCGACGACUCAGGACUCCCGUGUCAAGAAGCCCAAGAAGACGGAGAAGGACAGACAGAGGGACAAUGAGCGGUGGAAGAGGAAGAUUGAGAGGAUGGCCAGGGAAGGUCGUCUCCCGGGAUCCACUCCGGCGCCCAAAGGCGGGGAUGCUUGA